Molecule: messenger RNA, 462 nt
Organism: Ostreobium quekettii
Lineage: Eukaryota; Viridiplantae; Chlorophyta; Ulvophyceae; Bryopsidales; Ostreobiaceae
Source: the annotation of a GenBank genome assembly
AUGGGCGUUUCGGGUGCAGCCAUGGAUCGGGAAAGGCUGGAGAAGAUGGCCAGCGCCGUGCGCAUGGGCGGAAAGGGGACGAUGAGGAGAAAAUACAAGAAGCCGCACAAGACGACGUCCACGGACGACAAGAGGCUGCAGAACACGCUGAAGCGCCUGGGGGUGAACACCAUACCCGGCAUCGAGGAGGUGAACCUCUUCUUCGAGAACAACGUCGUCCAUUUCACCAACCCCAAGGUUCAAGCCUCCAUUGCGGCCAACACGUAUGUCGUCAGCGGCCCGUCUCAGAACAAGAAGCUGGCGGAUUUGUUGCCUGGGAUCAUCAACCAGAUGGGGCCUGACAGCUUGGCCAACCUGAAACGGAUGGCUGCACAGAUGCAGAUGCAGGCAGCACACAAUGUGGAGGAGGAUGAUGAUGAUGUGCCGGACUUGGUGGAAAAUUUCGAGGAUGCGUCGAAAUGA